Messenger RNA from Odontomachus brunneus, 2433 nucleotides. RefSeq lists its product as uncharacterized. The transcript has 2 exons. The record is from RefSeq and is a predicted model, not a curated record. Lineage: Eukaryota; Metazoa; Arthropoda; Insecta; Hymenoptera; Formicidae. The coding region runs from base 140 to 1120 and encodes 326 amino acids.
CGCGGGACUCUCCCGUUGUGCACUUCAGAGCUAUCCUCGCAGUCGAGAGGCGGCCGCUGCACCCGUAUAAGUAAACGAGUUGUGCUGCGCGCAGGAUAGUCACGUCUAGAGCGAGAGAAGAGGACGACACGUAGUUACCAUGAAUCCUGUCAAAAACGAUCCUGUCAAGACGGUCGCAGUCGUGAAAGACCCGGAGCGGGACGACCAAUUCGCGGCAGCGUACUUGAAACAAGGCAUAACACACGGCAUCACCUACCAAGUAAAGAUCCUGACCUGGGUGGUCUGGAAGUUGCUACGCAACAGCGACGCAAGCAUAAGGAACUGGUACUUGGGUACAGAGGUGCGCAACGCACGCGGAUUUCACGAUUUGAUACUGAAGUACGAUAUCGACAACAUGGCGAACGGGAUCAGCGAUACCGCCAGCACUCGACGCGUAUAUCGCUUCGUGCAAAUAAAGCACAAGUUGUGCCUGGAUAACAAAGCGAAGAUCACUCUCGGCUCACUGAAGUCUAAACAGAAAAAGAAUCAGUACAGCCUGAUCUACUUGUUCAAGUCGUACCUGAACAUGCUCGGCAACUUCGAGAAGAUAAAGAUGGAGCAGAUUUUGGACAUGACAGUCUUUACGAACAUUAACAUCCACUCCAUCAAUUUUCUCGUGCCUGUGAACGAGGAUCCGAUCUUCAACUUCGAGGGGAAGGGGAAACGGUAUCGCAUUGAUUUUGGUAUGGUUCAACAGAAUCCGUGUGUGAUGGAACGGUUGCGACAGGUAAUGCCGAACGAUAUGAUCAUAUACGACUUCCUGAGGAAGCUGGUGUUCGCGGUGGACCAGCCGUCCGAGUUCGAACUGGAGGAUCGGAUCGUCGGGGAAAUGGCCAAGGUGUUCAGCGUGCCGCAAAUCUUCUACAACGAUCUGUACAAAAGCAUGAUCAAAUGGUUCCUCAUCUAUAACGUCGGCACGGCGCCGUAUCUCACGGAGAAGCAGGUGUUGCAGUAUCUGUUCGACGCGCAGAACACGUUUCUGCGCGCGAAGAAGUCGGAGUUGUACACUAAGGAGAUGUCCGCCUUGUCAGAGCAGUUGUCAGAGCAGUUGACGGAGCAAUUGGCACAGUUGCACAUGUAACUUUGUCUGAUCUUCACCUUUAUAUAUAAUGUUAUAUGUAUCGUUAUAAUCGUUUGUUAUCCUUUUAUCUUUUUAUGUAUGACAAAUUUUUGCUUCAAAAACCAAAAAACAGAGAUUUUGUUUGUUUUUUGUUUUUAUUUUUAUAAUACUGACUUCUUUACAUGAUUAUUUUGUUUCGCAUAACAUAUAUAAGUAUGAUUUAGAGCAGAUUUCAUAGUCGGAUCAUAUAUCCAAGAUCGUCUCAUUGCAAGAUAUUAUGAAAUCAGUGAAAUCGAAUCAGUGAAAACUUUUACAGAAUCCGAAGGUGAAUUUAAGACGAUUUUAAAUAUAAGAUCAAACUAUGGGCGGUACUAAUGACCAGAUCUUAUAUGUAAGAUUUUCUUAAGUUCAUUUUUAGAUGCUAUACAAAUCAUUUCAUCGGCUAUGGUGUACUUGAAGAUAUAUUUAAGAUGAUUUUGAGUAUAAGAUUCGACUAUAUGAAUAUGCUAGGCCAGUAUUAUAGGCUAAUUUUAUGUAAACUUAGAGUUUAUUUUAAUAUUCUAUGUAACCAAUGAGAAACAUUUCUAGUAUCUGAAGAUUAAUUUAAGAUAAUCUUAAGUAUAAAGUCAAAUGUUGUUCCUAGGUAUUCAUAAUUCCAUUUUAUAUUUAAAAUCGUCUAAAGUUUAUCCUAAUACGUUAUGUAACAGAUGUAACGUAACAACUUUUAUAGUCUGAGUAUGUACAAUCUUAUAAAUGUAAGAUCAAAUUAUGAAUAUUUUUGUUAGGACGGCAUUCAAGAUCCGAUCUUUAAGACCGUUAUUUAAGACCGUUUAUUUUGAAAUGUUAUAUGGUUAGUGCCAUAUAAAAAAUUUCUUGUAAUCCAGUUGGAAUCCAGAGUCCAAUUUCUUUAAAGAAAUUAUAAACUUGCUAUAAGACGCGAAACACAAUGAAGUAAACCUUCAGCAUUUUGCUCUAAGCUCAAAAAUUGUUACAUAAUUUUUGGCUUAGAGCAAAAAGUUACAAACUUAUUACACCCAUUGUAUUUCGUGCCUUACAGCAGGUGGAUUUAGAACGAUCUUCAUAAUGUCGGACUGCAAAUGUCACUGUUUUUAAUUUUAUACUAAGAAUAAUUAAUAAAAUAAUAUAAGUAAAUAAAAAAAAACAUGUCUAAUGUCAAUAAUUUAGCUUAUUUUAAAUGAAGAAUACUAGACGAGGAUGGGGAAAUGAAGAUACGCGCACUUAUAUUUACAGCGUAUUUACAGCUUCCAUUGCAUAUGUUUUAUUAUUGUUAUUAUUAUUAAGAUCUCUCUAAGAAUACAAUUUAUUCAUGUACA